Molecule: messenger RNA, 927 nt
Organism: Aspergillus clavatus NRRL 1
Lineage: Eukaryota; Fungi; Ascomycota; Eurotiomycetes; Eurotiales; Aspergillaceae
Product: putative homocysteine S-methyltransferase
Exons: 1
Coding region: 1-927 (308 amino acids)
Source: RefSeq, a predicted model, not a curated record
AUGACCCUCCCCCAGCUCUUCUCCCCCAAGCUCUUCCUCGCCGAAUGCGGCACGGACACCAUGCUCGUCUACAAAGACAAGAUCCCGCUCCCCUGCUUCUCCUCCCUGCCUCUUGUGAACACCGAGCCCGGCCGCAAGAUCAUUCUGCAUUACUAUAAGGUGUACAUCGAAAUCGCCACGGCCAACGGCACCGGUAUCGUGCUGGAUACGCGCACCUGGCGCGGCGCAGCGCCCUGGGCCCAGGCUCUCGGGCUCUCCGUCGCCCAGCUGCUCGAGCUCAACCGUGGCGCGGUGCGGCUGGCUAAAGAAGCGCGCCGCGCGGCAACUGUGCCUGUUGCAAUCAGCGGGACCAUGGGUCCGCUGCGGGAUGCAUACGAGGACACGACGGACCUCCUCACGCUGGAGGAGGCGAGGGCGGGAUACCGCGAGCAGGUGUAUGUGCUUGCUGAUGCGGGCGUGGAUCUGCUGACACUGCUAACGAUGACGAAUCUGUGUGAGAUAAUUGCGGUGGUGGAGUUGGCGAGGGAGGUGGGGUUGCCGGUUGUGGUGUCGUUUAUGGUGCAGGAGGAUGGGAGGAUGCUGGGCGGGCAGAGUCUGGAGAGCGCGAUAAGGACCGUCGAUGACCGGACGGGUGGGUAUGUCUCCUACUAUGGGGUGAACUGCGUGCAUCCGCUGCGUAUUGUGAACGCACUGCGGGAUAUGCCGGAGGAUGUGCGGAGUAGAAUUGGAAUGAUCAAGGGGAAUGCGAGCAUGAAGAGCCAUCAUGAGCUGGAUAACACCGAUACUUUGGAUCGGGGAGAUAUUGCUGUGUUUACGGCAGGGGUCGAGCAGGUCCUGGCGUAUGUACCCAACCUUAGGGUUCUGGGGGGAUGUUGUGGCACGGAUGAAGAGCACCUCGAGGCUGUUGCCAAGCGGUGCAUCAAAUAG